AAAAUCAAUCGAAAUUGUGCGAUUGAGAAAUGACAUCAAAGAUUUCUUUCCAUGGGAGAAACUGGAUAUUACACAGUAAGCUAAAUCUACUGAAUCCUAGACAUAAUCCUAAUGGUGCAUGCAACGCUGCAUCGACAUCCACAUUGCCAUCAGACAGUUCGAUGAAUGUGUUCGAUAGGAAUGCAAAGUUGUUGCAGCGUGAACGUGCCGCCAAAGAUGCUAACGUCCAGGUAUAUGAUUACAUCAAAGACGAGGUAGGCGACAGAUUGGCAGAUAGAAUAUUCGACAUCAAACGAAAGUUUGGUAGGAUCCUCGAUUUGGGAUGUGGCCGUGGUCAUGUAUCCAAGCGGAUCUCCAGCGAGUCUGUGAAGGAAUUGGUGCUAGCUGACAUGAGUCCGGGUCUUCUGCAGCAGGCUAAGACCACAGAAGGUGUAAGAGUCAAGAAGAAAGUCAUCGACGAAGAGAAUCUGUCUUUUGAGCCUGAUAGUUUCGACAUGGUGAUUAGUUGCCUAAGUCUUCAUUGGGUCAAUGAUCUCCCUGGAUGUUUCAGUCGUAUCAAUAGUAGCCUGAAGAAUGAUGGAGUCUUUAUAGCAGCUGUAUUUGGUGGCGAUACACUUUACGAAUUGAGAAGUUCCUUGCAAUUAGCUGAAUUUGAGAGAUACGGUGGGAUCUCACCACACAUCUCGCCAUUUGUACAAAUCAGAGACAUUGGAUCUUUAUUAACAAGAGCAAACUUUACUAUGUUGACUAUCGAUACCGAUGAGAUAGUCAUUGGUUACCCAAGCAUGUUUGAGCUUAUGUGGGAUUUGAAAGGAAUGGCUGAGAACAAUGCAGCUAGAAAUCGCAAUUUGCAUCUAUCAAGGGAUACGCUAAUCGCAGCCGCAUCUAUAUAUAAAAAGCUUUACGGAAAAACAAAAGAAGAUAACAUAACAUUUGUUCCCGCCACGUUUCAGAUAAUAUAUAUGUUAGGAUGGAAACCAGACAAAUCUCAACCAGAGCCUCUCAAGAGGGGAACAGGACAAGUAUCGCUCAAGGAUUUGUACAAACUGGAUCAAAUCAUCAAAGAAAGCAAGAAGAUAAAAUUAGACGAUGAUGAUAAAUAGUCUGUG
Cyphomyrmex costatus is the source of this 1109-nucleotide messenger RNA. RefSeq names its product NADH dehydrogenase [ubiquinone] 1 alpha subcomplex assembly factor 5. The record is from RefSeq and is a predicted model, not a curated record. Bases 30 to 1103 code for a protein of 357 amino acids. Gene Ontology annotation, cellular component: mitochondrion. Gene Ontology annotation, biological process: mitochondrial respiratory chain complex I assembly. The transcript is spliced from 3 exons. NCBI's taxonomy places the organism in Eukaryota, Metazoa, Arthropoda, Insecta, Hymenoptera, Formicidae.